Molecule: messenger RNA, 2016 nt
Organism: Neltuma alba
Lineage: Eukaryota; Viridiplantae; Streptophyta; Magnoliopsida; Fabales; Fabaceae
Exons: 13
Coding region: 51-1634 (527 amino acids)
Source: RefSeq, a predicted model, not a curated record
AUAUCGAAGGAGUAAUAGAAUUGAAAGAACAAGAAUUUCACCCGAGAGCAAUGCUAUCGAGUAGAUUUUCCUUUUUAGGCGGUCGCGAUUCGGGUGGGGAAGAUCAUUCUCCGAAGGUCAAACUCCUUCCUACAUUGAAACUUGAAGCAGAUAAAGAAGUAUAUCGUCCUGGUGAUCCAGUUGUGGUCACCGUCGAGAUCUCCAAUCCAUCUACUUCGUAUUCAUUUUUAGUUGAAAGACUGAGUUUUGAGAUUAAAGGGAUUGAGAAAUUGGAUGUUCAAUGGUUUGCCACGCAGAAACCGUUGCCAGGUUCAAAGCAAAAGAGAGGGGAAUAUGUUUUCAUGGACGGCUCAACGACUGCCAUGGUUGCAAAUCAGAUCGUUUCUGCUGGCACCAGCAAAUCAUAUGUUGUGCGAAUGCUUCUGCCUAGCAUUAUUCCACCAUCUUACAAGGGUUCAACUGUUCGCUAUUUUUACUAUGUUAGAAGUGCAUUAAUGGGAGAGUGGCUAGUGAUGGAAAAUGGGCAAUCAUUUGCAGAGUCUGUACAAGAUGUUACUAAUAUGGAAGUGCGUAUUCCAUUACAAGUAUGGGUAAAUCAGAAAAGCAAUGGUUUACUGAUGGAAGAAGAACUCGUUCCCUCAACCACUGUCCAUAUGGAUAUCUAUUGGAAAGUGAUGGAUGGAGAUGCUGAUUGGGUUAGAGCAAAUGAUAUUAAUGAUGCUUUAGAGGAAGGAUAUGACAGCUCAAGGGAUGAAGUAUCCUCCGUUUCCUCAUACAAUCCGGUGAAAGAUAAUCUGCACAGAAGCUUCGGAAGUUCAUUAUCAUUGCGUUCUUCAUCAGCAAGAUCUUUAAGCAGGGAUCCUUUGGAAGGUUCCCGGAUGAGUUUUUCUUCACAAAUGGCACUUCCCCGACUCUCUGUGGCUGAGGUUUUACAUGAUUCUGCUGCUGAUGUCUUAUCACCUCAGAAGUCAUUGUCAAUUGUCUCCCCAAGUCACCAACAGAAGUUCAGAAAUCCUUUUUCUGCUGAAGAAGAUGCAGGAGUUGCCUCUUCACCAGAAGCUGCAGCAAUUAACUCUGCUUCAUCAGAAGGCUUCAUUAGAGGAAGGUCAUAUAACAUCAGGCUGGACGACCAAGUUCUGCUUAAAUUUUCCCCAAAAAAUUCCGACUCCAAUUAUUACUUCAGUGAUAUGAUAGGUGGGACUCUAACUUUCUUUCAUGAAGAGAGAGCUCGGAGAUGCCUUGAGGUCUCAAUAACACUGGAAACUUCAGAAACUAUAAAUCGGAGAUUUGUCCACCCUUCUAGAAAGCAUUCCCCCACAAUCACAAAGGUCCAGAGUGACCAUUAUGAAGUUGUUGCAGAUCUGGUGCAGACAAGUUUUCUUUUCUCUAUCCCCAUGGAUGGUCCAAUGUCGUUCUCCACUCCUCGUGUGUCAGUGCAAUGGGUUCUUAGAUUUGAAUUUUAUGCCACUCCAAAGAAUUUGGAUUGGACCAAGUAUGAACAUCCUCUUCUGAUCGAGGGGAGAGAAAAAUGUGAAUGGGUUCUUCCGAUUACAGUGCACGCACCUCCAUCUAGGACUUCUGGGACAAGAACUGAGAAACCUGUCUCUCUGGAUCCCUUGUGGGUGCAUAAUUAAAGGCUUUUCCUUCAAAUGUGAGCCCCUGAACUGAAUUUCUGGAUUAAUCAUGUGUAGAAUACGUGAGAUUUAUACCAACCCCAGAUCUUGGACAUUAAGCUGUGUACAGUCGGUGCUGAAAUUCAUGAUUAUAAGAGUACAAUAUUUUUAUUUUCCGUCCUAUUUCUGUUUUUCCUUUUGUAGAUGGAUGAUUGUCAUGAUUCCAUUUGCACUUCAUUUUGAUUAUGUUGUGAACCAAGUUUUCCAUUGAAUUUUAUGGAUUUUUCUAUUGACCAUUAAAUUUGAUAGAUAUGAUGAUCCCAACUCAUUUGUUUUGCUUUAUACUUGGAUCAAGGCUGAACACUGUAGACAUGAAUAAAACAAACUAGAAUUCCAGCCAAAA